AAGACCUGCUUAUGAGGAAGUGGUCAAAACAGCUGCUGUUGGCAGUGUCUAUCACAUUGCAGGAAUGUCUGGUCUGGACUUGACAAAGAGAUGGUUACCUGCUCAGUUGUUGCUCCUGUGGAUCCUGACCAACAUCUCUGAGUCCAAAGUGUAUUUGUUUGCUCCUGAUGCUGUCACACUUGAGGAAUACUCUAAAGCCAAUAUCACUAUUACUUCCAGUUCCCCUGUCAACCAGUCAGCUGUGAUUCAGUUAAAUGUAACGUACAGCUCCAAGUGGAACUACUCAUCUGUAAUCACAGUGCCUGAGCAGGUGUUGCUGCCUAUGGAGACAACCUCUGUCACUUUCAGUGUGACAGCUCAUGAUGUUGGUCAGGUGACCACAUACCUACUUAGCAACGACACAGACUUCAAUAGUUUGUCCGUGAGGAUCCGCUUUAUGGUCGUCCAUAGCAACAUCCUGUCAAUAAUCAAUCAGGUGAUUGGCUGGAUUUACUUUUUGGCCUGGUCAGUCUCCUUCUAUCCACAAGUAUGGGAAAACUGGAAAAGGAAAAGCGUUGUAGGUCUCAACUUUGACUUCCUGGCUCUCAACUUGACAGGCUUCACUGCUUACAGCGUCUUCAAUAUAGGGCUGUUCUGGGUGCCUUAUGUGAAGGAAGAGUUUCUGAAGAGGAACCCAAAUGGAAUUAACCCAGUCAAUGCAAAUGAUGUCUUCUUCAGUCUUCAUGCUGUCGUGCUGUGUUUGGUCUACGUUAUCCAGGCUGCUAUAUAUGAGAGGGGGAGUCAAAAGGUCUCCUGGAUGGCCUUGUUCUUGUUGUUGAUUGGCUGGACAUUUGCCAUCAUCAGCCUCUUUCUUGCUGUAGCCAAACAGAUAACCUGGUUGGAUUACCUCUACUAUUUCUCCUACAUUAAACUAGCAGUCACUCUGGUGAAAUAUGUGCCACAGGCAUAUAUGAACUACAGAAGACAGAGUACUGAGGGGUGGAGUAUUGGCAAUGUGUUGCUGGACUUCACUGGUGGACUCCUCAGUAUGCUACAGAUGAUCCUACAGUCUUAUAAUAACGACGAGUGGCGGCUGAUAUUUGGUGAUCCCACAAAGUUUGGUCUGGGUCUGUUCUCUGUGGUGUUUGACAUCCUCUUCAUGACUCAGCACUACUGUCUCUAUAGACGUCCACCAGAGUAUGAAGCUGUUUCAGAGCAACAAGAAGACUGAUGCUGAUCAGUGCUGUGUGGAUAAAACACACAAGCACAAGGGAGCACUCAACCGAUUUCUGUCAGUUUUCACCUGAUUAACCAACGUAUGAUUCAAGCUGCUAAAGGGAGGCCAUGGAGGCUGUCAUUUUUGACUCCCAUCAUGAUAUGUUGUGUUCUUCAGACCAGGUUAUAUAGAGUGUGCCUUUUUCUUAAAUAUCUCAGGAUCAGCACUUGUCCUUUUUUUAACCACUGUAUGAACAUUUUGGUUAACAGAAGAUAGAAAAAGAAAAAAAUGAUGUAAUGAUGUCAAUGUAAACACUUUUUAUUAAAUGCAAUGUCACAGCAACAAUGUCUAAGAUAUUUGUAAGACCGUAUCUCCAUUACAGAGUUUGUCCACCAGAGAACACAAAGAACUUUACUUUUACACUGUGUUUAAAGUUAUUUUGGGUGAUCUUCUUUUAAUUUUGUCCUCAUAGAUCUCAGCCAACAAUGCCAUUUUGAGCAAAAUGCAUUCUGGGAUACUUGGCUACACUGCAACUCUUUGUAGACUCUCAUCCCCCUUGAUUUAUUCCAUAUCUUGUCUCUGUUUGUAUUUCGAACUGGAUGAUAAUAAUUCUGGGCAAAACUGUUGGUAGCAGCGUCAAUCUUUCCCAUACGAUGAACUGUGUCGAGUCUCAUGAAGCUUAUCCACUGACAGUGGAAUCCCCCGAGUAAGGUCUCCAAUCACCACCUUGCUUGUGUUUUCAUUAUCUUUCUCAGGGAGACCAUUUAGUAUAGGUUCCAUCUUCUUUUGUAUCAGGCUUGUUCCAAACAUAAGUGCCUUUAAGAGAUGCUUUUUAUUUUCUUUCCAUUUGUUGAUUUCUUCUUUGUUUUCCUUAAUGGCUUGAGUAUUUAUGUCCAACUUUCUAGCAUUUUUAAUUGUUUGUCUUGUACCUCAAAUCUCCUAAUUAGGGCUUGGUUUGCACCGAAUAUUAUUUCAUUGUAACCUCA
Molecule: messenger RNA, 2181 nt
Organism: Chelmon rostratus (copperband butterflyfish)
Lineage: Eukaryota; Metazoa; Chordata; Actinopteri; Chaetodontiformes; Chaetodontidae
Gene: ctns
Product: cystinosin, lysosomal cystine transporter
Exons: 11
Coding region: 65-1210 (381 amino acids)
Biological process (GO): L-cystine transport
Cellular component (GO): lysosomal membrane
Molecular function (GO): L-cystine transmembrane transporter activity
Source: RefSeq, a predicted model, not a curated record